CAUUUCUUCUUGUAUCGCUAUUGGAAGAGGAAUUGAUCGCGAAGAAAGUCCUAAAUUGGUGGGUUAUGAGUUAUGACUUGAUCAAUUACAGGGAAAAUAUAAAAAAGACGGUCUCUUCUGACUCCUCAGUUCUCUCAAAGUAGAAGCAGCUCAUCAAAUUUCAGCACCGAUGUCACAAGCCAAGCUAUCCAUAGCAUCUCUACUUGUUCUAGUAUUAGUCUUGGCAGGCUUGGCAACCAGCUGCGAAGCCACCAACAAUCACCACUGCAACCCUUCCUCUUGUGGUGAUAUCCGAAAUAUUAGUUACCCUUUUCGACUGAAAGAAGAUCCCAUCCAUUGCGGUGACCCCAGCUACGAGCUUGCCUGUGAGAACAAUCGCACCAUUGUCAACUUGUUUUUACAAAAGUACUACGUGCAGGAAAUUAUCUAUGAAAAGUACUUGAUGCGGGUAGUUGAUCCAGGCCUAGAUGAGGCCAAUUGUUCUUCUUUUCCAAUUAACACUCUGGAAUAUGAUGAGCUACAAAUGGCUGAUAACCCACAGGAUGCAUAUGAUAUCUUCUAUACAAAUAUUCCUGUACUUUUUAUUUCUUGCCCUGCUCCGGUGAGAUCUCCUUUCUUUUCAGAUAUCAUGGCAUUCUGCAGAAAUCAUAUGUCUUCCAACUUUUCAUCACCAACGAAUAACCAUUCUUACCUUUUAUUUGGAAACCAUGAAGUAUCUGUACUGAAUGAUUCCUGUGCUGUCAACAUGGCUGCUUGGAUCACAAAGGAUUUUGGUGGAAGAAAAGCUUAUACUUCUCCUGCAGGUCUUUAUGAUGCUCUUGCCUAUGGAUUUUUGCUUGAUUGGCGUGGCAUCUAUUGCCAACAGUGCAGCAGUGGCUUUUGUGAUCGUGACGUGAAUGAUUCUAUCCGUUGCUCACCUAAAUAUUGGCAGUGCGAGCUCCUUCACCCAAGCACAUUCAGGCCCACAUUCGAAUGUCUAAAGGAGAUAUGGUACCAGCAAGUUGAGUUUUUAAAUCAAUACACCGCAAUUAGCAGAGAGUUAGGAAUUCUCAUUGGAAUGUGUCUGGCAGGGAGAUUUUUAUUGGGUGUCCUAUUCCUGUUUGCAUUAAUAAUCUACAAAAUGAGAAGGUCGCACUUGUCUAUGUAUGAAAACAUUGAAGACUUCUUACAGAGUCCAAACAAUCUCAUGCCAGUUAGGUACGCAUACUCAGACAUAAGAAAGAUGACCAAUAAUUUCAAAGACAAAUUGGGUGAAGGAGGCUAUGGGACUGUUUUCAAAGGAAAGCUUCGGAGUGGUCCACUGGUAGCGGUAAAAAUGCUGGGCAAAUCCAAGGCCAACGGGCAGGAGUUUAUCAGCGAAGUCGCUACCAUAGGGAGGAUUCACCAUGCUAAUGUGGUAAAACUGAUCGGCUUCUGCUUUGAAGGCUCCAAAAGGGCUCUUGUCUAUGAAUUCAUGCCUAAUGGAUCUCUUGAGAAAUAUAUCUUCCGAAAAGAAACAGAGACAGCAUCCCUGAGUUGUGAAAAGCUGUUCGACAUUGCUCUUGGGAUUGCUAAAGGAAUUGAUUAUUUACAUCGCGGCUGUGAGAUGCAAAUUUUGCAUUUUGAUAUCAAGCCUCACAACAUUCUUCUAGAUGAGCAUUUUGCUCCUAAACUUUCUGACUUUGGACUUGCAAAAUUGUAUCCAACAGAGAAUAGUAUUGUGUCCCUGACAGCUGCAAGAGGUACGUUGGGAUACAUGGCCCCAGAGUUGUACUACAAAAAUAUUGGAGGAGUCUCGUACAAAGCAGACGUAUACAGCUUUGGAAUGCUGCUGCUGGAAAUGGCUGGGAAAAGGAAAAAUCUGAACCCUUUAGUGGAGCAGAGGAGCCAGAUAUACUUCCCUUCAUGGGUUUAUGAUCAGCUGAGCAAAGGAAACAGUAUUGAGAUGGGAGAUGCCUCAGAAGAUGAAAGAAAGAUGUUGAAGAAGAUGAUCCUGGUAGCAUUGUGGUGCAUACAGAUGAAGCCAAUCAAUCGCCCUUCCAUGAACAAAGUCACAGAAAUGCUUGAAGGAGAUGGUGAACUCUUAGAAACGCCUCCUAAGCCAUUCCAAAAUCCAGACGAAAUGCCUGCACCUGAGGCUGAGGAUGGUGGAAAUGAUGCAGAAGAGACCACUGAUUUCCCACAGCUACAACUAGAUCGUGUAGAUUCAAGUGAUAUGAGUAUGGAUCGAGAUUAAAGUAAAUCCAAGUGUCAUAGAAGUCUUUCUCUUGGACAAAGACAAUUAUCAUUUCUUCCUGAAUUAGUUGUAAUAGUAUUCAUGCAUACAUACGUGUUGAAAUUUUAAUCAAAGAGCUGCUCUUGCUAUUUAUCCCAAAAACAAAAAAGCUGCUUGUGCAAUAUUAAUGUAAUAAUUAUAUUGGAGCAAUUGUUAUUGUUAUUCCUGUCUGCAA
Molecule: messenger RNA, 2429 nt
Organism: Coffea arabica (coffee)
Lineage: Eukaryota; Viridiplantae; Streptophyta; Magnoliopsida; Gentianales; Rubiaceae
Product: rust resistance kinase Lr10-like
Biological process (GO): protein phosphorylation
Molecular function (GO): protein kinase activity; ATP binding; polysaccharide binding
Source: RefSeq, a predicted model, not a curated record